UCUUUGGUUGACGCUACGAGUGGGGCAGGCGCAGGCGCAGGCGCAGACGCAGACGUGCGGUGAUGGCGAGUCGCGGCGGGCGGCCCGAGCACCGGGCGCCACCUGAAGUGUUUUACAAUGUGGACGAGGCGAAAAAGUAUACACAGAACACGCGUAUGAUUACAAUCCAGGCGCAUAUGUCAGAGAGGGCUGUUGAGCUACUGAAUUUACCAGAGGAUCAACCUUGCUUCCUUCUGGAUGUUGGAUGUGGAUCGGGACUCAGUGGGGAUUACCUCUCUGAAGAAGGACAUCACUGGGUUGGUGUGGAUAUCAGUCCAGCCAUGCUUGAUGUUGCAUUGGAGAGAGAGGUAGAAGGUGAUCUUAUUCUUGGCGACAUGGGUGCGGGUAUGCCUUUCCGACCCGGCUCCUUUGAUGGCUGCAUCAGUAUUUCCGCUCUGCAGUGGUUGUGUAAUGCAGAUAAGAAGAGUCAUCACCCACCGAAACGGCUCUACAAGUUCUUCAGCUCUCUCUAUGCCUGUCUGGCGCGAGGAGCAAGAGCCGUGUUUCAGUUUUAUCCUGAGAACUCUGAGCAGAUGGACUUGAUCUCCACACAGGCCAUGAAGGCUGGUUUCACAGGUGGUGUGGUGGUGGAUUAUCCCAACAGCAAUAAAGCAAAAAAAUUCUUCUUGUGCCUGUUCGCAGGAGUGCCUGGAAAGCUGCCAUUGGGCCUUGGAUCACAACAGGAAGACGAGACAAAGAAUCAAGUGCAGUUCACAAAUGCCAGGUUGAGAUUUAAGAACAUGAAAGGGAAAUCUGUGAAGGGAAGCAAGGACUGGAUUCUGGAGAAGAAGGAGCGUCGAAGGCGUCAAGGAAGGAUGGUUCGAACUGACACAAAAUACAGCGGCAGGAAGAGGAAGACUCGGUUUUAGGAAGCCAGUAGCCGAGAGUUUAAUUUGCAGCAGAUUUUCUAACAUCUAGAAUCUGACACACGCUAUUAACCCUGCAAGGAGCUCCAGGGGUGACAACCAUACCGACCCAGCCCAUUCACCGAGAAUGAGGUUUCCAUUCUUGAGGAUCCAUUAAAAGCGACUCGCUAAUUUUGUGAAUCAUACACAGUUUGAACAUGCCCUGCUCCCAUUUCCUACACUGCUGCCUACAUGCCUUUUGAUGGAAUGGGUUGUCAGAAUUGUUGACCAUCUCAGCUGUCCACUUAUUGACCAAACAUCUCGAGGUCAAACGCACCAAACCAUGCCUUGCAUCAGGAAAGAACUGACCUUGCACAAGAAAAAGGUGUCGCUUUCUUCCAACUGUGACUAUUUACCGAUUGACUUACCAGCUCUCAAGAUUUGAGAAAUUGGCCGACAUCAUUAUGUAAAAAACAUCGUCUAUUGAUUUGCCUACUGUUCUAAGUUGAACAUUUUAAUCUGGUGAUGUAUUAAAUUUAUGCUGGUU
This is a messenger RNA of Leucoraja erinaceus (little skate), 1431 nucleotides long. RefSeq names its product BUD23 rRNA methyltransferase and ribosome maturation factor (gene bud23). Gene Ontology annotation, molecular function: rRNA (guanine) methyltransferase activity. Gene Ontology annotation, biological process: rRNA (guanine-N7)-methylation. Bases 63 to 908 code for a protein of 281 amino acids. The transcript is spliced from 12 exons. The record is from RefSeq and is a predicted model, not a curated record. Gene Ontology annotation, cellular component: nucleolus. NCBI's taxonomy places the organism in Eukaryota, Metazoa, Chordata, Chondrichthyes, Rajiformes, Rajidae.